AUGGAUGUUGUGAGAGAAAAACUGGACUUCAACUUCCAGAAUUCCAUGGCGCCUUCAAUUAUCGACAACUACUCUGCUGGUGCUAAUAAAGCAUCGCACAAAAAUCCAUCAUUUGAAUCCUCAGACCCAGCUAUAUACGAAGAGUAUCACGCAACAUUCUCUGCGGAAUCCAUUCCCUCCAGCACCUCAGCCUGGCUCCAACGUGCUCGAGAUGUCGCCUCUAUUCUAGCCACAGACACAGCAGCUCGCGACAUAGACAAUAAAUCCCCCUUUGCUGAGAUAUCCCUCCUCAAGUCUUCAGGUCUGCUCAAAGUGCUAGGCCCAACAGGAUAUGGCGGCGGCGGCCAGGAUUGGGAGAUUGGCUACAAAGUCAUUCGCGAAGUAGCAAAGGGGGAUGGGUCUAUCGGCAUGCUGCUUGGAUAUCAUCUACUCUGGUCCAAGACGGCGGAUAUCGUGGGAACAGAUGAGCAGAAAGAGCGCUUCCAGAAGUUGAUCAUUGAGAACAACUAUUUCGUCGGAGGAGCUGUUAACCCUCGCGACAACGAUCUUGCCAUCUCCGAUCAUGGCGAUCAUCUCGUCUUCAACGGAUCCAAGCAUUUCAAUACCGGUGGUGUAAUCUCAGACCUUACAGUCUUCGAAGGUGUGUUAUCUGGGACGUCCAACCAUGUUUUCGCCAUCGUACCAACUUCACAACCUGGCUUCGAAUUCGCUCACAAUUGGAACAACAUUGGUCUUCGCCUGACAGAAUCCGGCAGCGUGAAGAUCAACGAUAUCAAAGUGCCUUGGAGUGAUGCCCUGGGCUGGGACGCCACAAGCAAAAAACCACUAGAUUCUGUGCUCUCGAUCCCAUUUGCAACACUUCUCCUUCCCACCAUCCAAUUGGUGUUCGCAAACUUCUAUCUCGGCAUCGCACAAGGAAGUCUCGAGUUUGCAAGAGGCUACACCACCACCUCAACACGUGCGUGGCCAUUCGGCGGCGACAACAAAGACUCUGCGACCGAAGAGUUCUACAUCCUCGAGCGGUAUGGAAAUUUCCAUGCUCAUUUGCUCGCAGCAGAAGCUUUGACCGACCGAGCAAGCAAGGAAAUCAGCGACAUUUUUCUUACUCAUGGUGGCAAGCGAGACGUGUCUGCACGCCAAAGAGGGGAAGUGGCAGAGUGGGUCGCGAGCGCCAAAGUAGUGACAACAGACACAAGCUUGCGAGUCACUGCAGGUGUGUUUGAGGUUACGGGCAGCAGAGCGACUGGCAAGAAAGUUGGUCUCGACCGGUUCUGGAGGGAUGUUCGAACACACACGCUUCACGAUCCCGUUGCGUACAAGAACAGAGAAUUGGGGAGAUAUUUCUUGUUGGAUGAGGUUCCAGAACCGACUUGGUAUACCUAA
Aureobasidium pullulans EXF-150 is the source of this 1383-nucleotide messenger RNA. Its product is annotated as thermophilic desulfurizing enzyme family protein. The transcript is spliced from 3 exons. Gene Ontology annotation, biological process: L-leucine catabolic process. The record is from RefSeq and is a predicted model, not a curated record. The coding region runs from base 1 to 1383 and encodes 460 amino acids. Gene Ontology annotation, molecular function: 3-methylbutanoyl-CoA dehydrogenase activity; flavin adenine dinucleotide binding. NCBI's taxonomy places the organism in Eukaryota, Fungi, Ascomycota, Dothideomycetes, Dothideales, Saccotheciaceae.